UGUUUGGUCUAGAAAAUAACAUUGAACGGAAUCCAUAAUGGCCAGAAGACCUGAGCACUCAGCACCGCCAGAAAUUUUCUACAACGAAAAUGAGGCAAAGAAGUAUUCAACAAACACUCGCAUCAUUGAAAUUCAAGUUGAAAUGGCCGAGCGUGCACUGGAACUGCUGGCUUUUCCCGACGACGAUGAAUCCCGCUUGAUUCUGGACAUUGGCUGUGGCUCUGGUCUGUCGGGCAGCGUCCUGGAGGACAGCGAUCAUAUGUGGAUCGGUAUAGACAUAUCCAAGUCAAUGCUAGACAUUGCCGUCGAGAGGGAGGUGGCCGGUGAUGUUAUACUGGGUGACAUGGGCGAGGGAAUGCCCUUUAAGCCGGGUACUUUCGAUGGCGCCAUCUCAAUUUCGGCUCUCCAGUGGCUGUGCAAUGCCGACAAAACCUACCACAAUCCACACAAACGUUUGCACAAGUUCUUUAGCACACUCUUCUCCUGCCUCACGCGUACGGCCCGAGCCGUUUUUCAGUUUUAUCCGGAGAAUUCCGAUCAGAUUGAAAUGGUCACAUCACAGGCCAUGAAGGCCGGCUUCUACGGCGGAUUGGUUGUGGACUAUCCAAAUUCUGCCAAGGCUAAGAAAUACUACUUGGUACUGAUGACGGGUGGAGCGGCGGAGCUGCCGAAGGCGUUGGGUGCCUCACCGGAGGAGGAGCGUCGUGUAAACUACAUAAAGAAGCGCGAUGCCUGUCGCGAGGCGCGCGGCAAGGCUCCGAAGAAAUCACGAGACUGGAUAUUGGCCAAGAAGGAGCGGAGACGUCGCCAGGGCUUGGAGACCCGUCCGGACACAAAAUACACGGCACGCAAACGCACUGGACGAUUUUGAUUAAAGAGAACCAGCUCACGCGAGUCUUA
Molecule: messenger RNA, 900 nt
Organism: Drosophila persimilis
Lineage: Eukaryota; Metazoa; Arthropoda; Insecta; Diptera; Drosophilidae
Product: probable 18S rRNA (guanine-N(7))-methyltransferase
Exons: 4
Coding region: 38-871 (277 amino acids)
Biological process (GO): rRNA (guanine-N7)-methylation
Cellular component (GO): nucleolus
Molecular function (GO): rRNA (guanine) methyltransferase activity
Source: RefSeq, a predicted model, not a curated record